Molecule: messenger RNA, 1221 nt
Organism: Phanerochaete carnosa HHB-10118-sp
Lineage: Eukaryota; Fungi; Basidiomycota; Agaricomycetes; Polyporales; Phanerochaetaceae
Exons: 3
Coding region: 47-982 (311 amino acids)
Source: RefSeq, a predicted model, not a curated record
CGGUAACGACUUCGGGACUGCAAGUGCUCUCGUCUUGACGGUCAAUAUGACCUCCAAUACUGUUGCUUUUCCGACUCCCUCUCGUGCUGUAACGCCCUCUGUCUCGUCAGAAACAUCGCUGCAGGCUCGACAUCCGGUAGUAUCAAUGUCUUGCCACACGAGUGCUGUCGAGGUCUGUGACCUUGUUUACAGUGCUUCUAUCUCGUCCUGGGAUGCCAUAGAAAGGUUCUAUGAGCCAAACGCGACAUAUGAGAACCCAUUCGUUACCGCCAGUUCGCGCACGCUCAUAUCCGACAUCCAUGCUGUUGCUUCUCACCUUUCGCACAUCGACGUGCCCAGACCAGUCGCUGUGCUGCACGCUUUGUUUGGCCUGAAGAAGGAGAAGCUGUGGAUGAGCCCAUGGUUCAGGGCUGUGUCAGUGUGGGGAGAAACAGGCGAUGUAUGCGAGAGCGAGAGCUUCGAUGGGCAUCGGAAGAUUAUAGUCGAACACACGCUACACAUUUUGCUCCUACCGGGGCUGCACUCUCCUGGAAGACACCACCAGGUGGUGGCAACGACUCAGCCGGAAACACCGUCGACACGUACCCUCUCGCUCCCCUCAGCACAUCUUCAACAGGUGGCUCACUAUUCGACGCUGGGGAUUGACCUAUCGUUGCCGUCCCCCUUCCACCUCCGUCUCCCGAUUACGUCCAAGCUGUCCUUCAACGAUGCGGGAAAGAUUACAUAUCAUAGAGAUCUCUGGGAUGUCAAGGACAUGCUCGGACUUGUGCCUGGAAUGUCACUAGCACAAUGGCUAUCCGGUAGAUUCGCCGCACAGGGCAUCCGAGGGGUGGCAUGGCUUGGCCGUUCAUUGUUGUGGUCUAGGCCGGAAGAUGAGGUUCACCCGCGGUCUGUCACCUGCCGCAAGCGGACCGCCGACGAAGAGCAGGGGCUAUCGUCCGCCGGGGCUUACGCGAACGCCGUGAGAGAAGAGACGACGUGAGGCUGUCGGGGUUCCAACGGCAGAGGCGCGUCCUUGUGCUGUAUAUGUCGACAGCAUUUAAUUGCGAGUACGUCCACGCUCUUGUUUUUUUUUAGCCUUUGCUCCAGAUGCUUUUCUCUGAAGCGAUACCCCACCUGGUUCAUUGGUUCCCCUCUUGACUCCCGGACGCACGGCCAUUCUCGGCUGGUCGCUGCUAUUCGUUUCCUGUAUUAUACUCCUUUCGCAAGCCGUGACAUCGC